GACUUAUUGUCAUACAAAAAAACCAGCGCCACCCCAAGAAAUAAGGAUUCAUGAGAGACUACCAAUCCCUGGGAACAUGCUUUUCCUUCCCCGGGUUGGUGUCUUUUGAUUUUCUUUUUUUCCUUAUCAGACAAACCCCGGGGUGAAAAUGGCACAUUGUGUAUGCUCGUUCCUCUUCUUUUUCAUCAUCAUCAUCAUCCUUUUCUACCCACCUUUGUUUCUCUCCUUAGAAGAUCAUGAGGCCCUAUUGCAGCUCAAAGAAUCAAUGGGGAACACCAAAAGCCUCGACGGUUCUUGGAAAACUGGGACACAUCCUUGUGAUCGGAACCAACAAUGGUUCGGCAUCCAAUGCCACAAUGUGACCAUUACCGGGCUCCGUCUAAAUGGGCUGGGCCUCUCGGGUGAAAUCAGGGUUGAUGCAUUAUCGAGCCUGAAAGGCCUCAGAAUGAUCGCCAUGGCGAACAACACAUUCUCGGGUCCGAUUCCGGGUUUCAACAAACUUGGGGCUUUAAGGUCCAUAUUCAUACACGAAAAUAAAUUCUCAGGAGAGAUUCCUCCAGAUUUCUUCUCCAAAAUGACCUCGCUAAAGAAAGUUUGGUUAUCGCGCAAUAAAUUUUCUGGGAAAAUCCCCGAAUCUUUCGGAAGGUUACCCAACCUAAUAGAGCUUCACUUGGAAGAAAAUGAAUUCUCAGGUCAUAUUCCAUCAAUGGCCCAAAAAUCUCUCACCAACCUCAACAUGUCUAACAACAAAUUGGAAGGGGAAAUCCCAUCCAUCAUGGAGAAGUUCGGGCAGAAGCCCUUCGAGGGGAAUCCCAAGCUGUGUGGAAAACUAGUGGGAAGACAUUGCGAGGUGACGGCCAACAAUUCCGAGGCGAAUGGUGACAUUGUACCAUCCUCUAAUGAAAAUGCCCCUUCACCAUCGUCAGGGACAAAAUGGGUUGUCCUUGCGGUUGUCGUCGCCUUUUUAACUGUCACAAUUCUUCUGCAAACAAAGAGUAAGGAGGAUAGCUUUGGAAGAUUGGAGAAAGAGAAUCUUGAUGAGGUUGUGCCUGUGCAUAUGGCAAGCACGAACCGGAGGACCAUGAGUAUUUCGAGUAGGAAGGGGUCAAGAAAUGAGUCUGUUCAUGGUUCAAAGCGGGGAGGAUCCCAUAGUGGAAGAUCAAUGGGUGAUCUUGUCAUCGUGAACAAUGAGAAGGGCAUGUUCGGGCUGCCAGAUUUGAUGAAGGCGGCUGCUGAGGUGCUGGGGAAUGGUGGGUUAGGAUCGGCUUACAAGGCGGUGAUGGUGAAUGGCCUUUCUGUUGUCGUAAAGAGACUACGAGAAAUUAAUAAGAUCAGCAAAGACAAUUUUGAUGCGGAGAUCAGACGGCUCGGGAGGAUAAAACACCAAAAUAUUUUGACACCGUUGGCUUACCAUUACCGAAAGGAGGAGAAGCUCUUCAUCUCUGAGUACAUCCCCAAAGGCAGCUUGCUUUAUAUGUUGCAUGGUGAUCGCGGGAUAUCACACGCGGAGCUAAACUGGCGGACACGUUUAAGAAUCAUAAAGGGAGUUGCAAGCGGAAUGGCAUUCCUACACACAGAAUUUGCAUCAUACGAUGUGCCACAUGGGAACCUGAAGUCAAGCAACAUACUUCUAUCCUCAAACAAUGAACCCCUCCUGAAUGACUAUGCGUACUACCCACUUGUGAACAACACAUCGACUGCUCAAUCCAUGUUUGCCUUCAAAACACCCGAGGGAAUCCUGCACCAACAAAUAUCCCCAAAGAGCGACGUGUAUUGCUUAGGGAUCAUCAUCCUUGAAGUCAUGACGGGAAAGUUCCCUUCACAGUAUUUGAACAACCAGAAAGGUGGGACUGAUGUGGUGGAGUGGGUGAGACAAGCAGUGGUGGAGAAGAGAGAGGGAGAAGUGAUUGAUCCGGAAAUAGCGACUUCCAACUCUACAGAUUCGUUACCUUUGAUGGAAAGACUUCUACAUAUUGGAUGUGCAUGCACGGAGACUGACUUACUUAAAAGGGUUGAUAUGAAGGAAGCCAUCAGGAGAAUAGAAGACAUCAAAGAGUGAUGAUGAGUAAGAGGUUUACAUGGGCAUUUUUUAUAGAUUAUGUUUACUUUAGAUUAGUAGGCUUAGGAGACACAGGCAUAGGAGGAACAUAUUGUCAUGAAUUCUUUCAAUGUGCGUGAAAAGAGGAAAAUGACAAUCCUAAAAGGUUUACUGUAUAUUCUUUUUUUUCUUUCUUCAUUGUAUGUAUCAAAUUUAACAUUCAGGUAGAGUUGGAUUCUAAUUGAACUUAACACAAAAAAUUUAAGAACUUCA
Molecule: messenger RNA, 2311 nt
Organism: Cuscuta epithymum
Lineage: Eukaryota; Viridiplantae; Streptophyta; Magnoliopsida; Solanales; Convolvulaceae
Source: the annotation of a GenBank genome assembly